This is a messenger RNA of Thamnophis sirtalis, 1641 nucleotides long. The record is from RefSeq and is a predicted model, not a curated record. NCBI's taxonomy places the organism in Eukaryota, Metazoa, Chordata, Lepidosauria, Squamata, Natricidae.
CCUUAUUUCUUCUUCCCCCUCUUCUUCCCUUCUCCCCUCUGCUGCCACAGGAGAAGUUAUUAUGGAGGAAAUUGGGCAAGUUUUAGCUUCUCGGGAUUAUUGUCCUGGAUAAAAGAAAACCAAGAACAGGCUGAUCCGUGUGAGGAAAGUACGGCUUGGCAAGACCUAAUUCUUGAAAAUGAGGAAGCGGUUCCUCUUAACAAGGAAGAUCAAACCAUCCAGAAUGUAGAAUAUUUCUGCUACGUUAGGUGAGUACAAGAUGAUGUGUCCCUUAUUCUCCUUUAUUCCCGAGGAUUGCUGAUUGACCUCCUCAUCAAGUCAAACGUCAGCCGAUAUGCCGAGUUCAAAAACGUCACCCGUAUUCUUGCAUUGAGGGAUGGCAGAGUGGAACAGUCAGGGAUCUGGGAUGACAAUCUCAAAUUGAAAGAGGCUAUUUUUAAGAGCAGACCGAGGAUGUGUGCAGUAUUUGGUGGGAUCUAUUGCCUCCGGCACGCCAUAAAGUGUCUUGUGUUAGACAAAGAACUUAGAAGGUGUAAAGCUGUCAUCGAUCAUUUCGGUCAAAGAAUAAAUGCAAGUUAUUUUGUUGUGGAGGAUAGUUAUCUUUCAGAAAAGAUAUGCAAAAACGUAUCUUACAGCCCACCAGAGGAGGCUGUAAUCCGAAUUUUUUUUGACUGUGCCAAAAUGGUCCGAUUAACCUUUAAAAUUAAAGAUCAAGAAGAUACAGAAUAUUACAUGGUUUGGAAUAAAUUAUAUGAAUGGGUAGAAGCCAGAGAAGGGGAAGACGAAGGGGAAGGAACCAAACCUCAGGUUCUCUGGUCCGUGUAUUUCAACAUGAGGGAUUCCUCCAGCGUUGACAGGUCUUCGUAUGACGAUUUGCCCUCCAACUUGUUUGUGUGUUCUGGCCCAGACGGGGCACUAGGGAAUGACUGCGCCGUCAAACAGGCCGAAGCCAUUUUCCAAGAAAUGUUCCCCAGUGAAGAAUUCUGUCCCCCGCCUCCGAAUCCAGAAGAUAUCAUCUAUGAUGGAGAUGGGAUCCAGCCAGAAGAUCCUGGAUUCGGCCAUCCAUCCGAAGGCAAGACAGAGAAGGGGCCUGAGAAGAACCUGGAAGAAGGACCUCCUCCUGAGGAAUGAGGCCAGAAUCGAAGCCCCGUGGCUCCGGACUCUGAGCAGAGUUCCAACCCUUGUCGUGCAUCAUGUGUAACUCCAGGAAUUUGGGGCGGGACCUUGGCGGAGUUGGUCGAACAGACUGACUUGAGUUGGGAACAUGAAGGCCCUUCCAGUCAUUGGGUUAAAAAACAAAGUAUUACAUGCUUGACUCACUUCUCCUAGAAAUCCAUGCCAAUAUCUUGUAAAUAAGGUGUUUCCAGUCUUCAGUGCCAUUUGGGCCAGUUGGCCAAAGUCAACAGUAGCUCCAUAUGUCAUUUGUCUUCUUUUCAAAAGAAGGGCAAACUGAUUCCCGAGCGUUCCCUCCCACCCUCUCCCCCCACCCCCAAUCCCCUCUCGUUGGGAACAUACGUCUUCUGUUACGGCACUAAUUCUUCUUCCUGGAAAGGAACAUCUUUCAAUAUAAAACGGUUCCAUUUGGCUUGCUAUACAGAAUAAUAUCUGAAGUGGCUUAAAAACUCACUGUCUUAAAACUCG